Molecule: messenger RNA, 642 nt
Organism: Echinostoma caproni
Lineage: Eukaryota; Metazoa; Platyhelminthes; Trematoda; Plagiorchiida; Echinostomatidae
Source: the annotation of a GenBank genome assembly
AUGACAUCAAACAGUCGAUCGAAGCGUACAAAUUAUUCGACGGAAGUCGAGCAGGAAAUCAACGACUUAAUCACUCUACACUGGGGUGCUUCACGAACAUACAGUUACCUAUCUCAUCUGUGUGAUCGACAGACGGAAUUGUGCGGUUUCCGGGAUUAUUUUCGUCUGUUCGCGCUACGCAGUCAACGCAAUGCUGAUCGUCUGACGCGAUUCCAGGUGGUUCGAGGUGGACAAGUCGAUCUGGGCGAGGUGAAACCGAUCAUCCAUAUGUCAGCGGAUGAGCCGGCUGGGAUGUACAAAUUUCUCUCGCAUGCACUGGACACGGAAAAACGCAUUGAACAAUGGGUUCGUGAGCUGCACGAUUUGGCCGAGACCAAAUGCGAUAUUGUAACCACGGAGUUUGUCGAAUUACACUGCCUAAGCGAUCAGACUCGAAUCAUCAAAGUGCUGGUUCAGCAUAUGCAAUUGGUUCGCUCUUGUCCAUCCGAAUGGCUCUACAGUCAAACCACUAUGAGAGACAUUGUCAAUCAAGUGAUCAAUUCAAUUUAUCGAUCAACAGUGCGCAGCAUCGGCGAAGAUAUACCGUUGAUGAUUGAACUGGAUGCGUUGCAUCAUGGUGGACGUACGAGAAAAAUCAACUGA